This is a messenger RNA of Pistacia vera, 1638 nucleotides long. Its product is annotated as glyceraldehyde-3-phosphate dehydrogenase B, chloroplastic. Gene Ontology annotation, biological process: glucose metabolic process. Gene Ontology annotation, molecular function: NAD binding; glyceraldehyde-3-phosphate dehydrogenase (NAD+) (phosphorylating) activity; NADP binding. The transcript has 9 exons. Gene Ontology annotation, cellular component: chloroplast. Lineage: Eukaryota; Viridiplantae; Streptophyta; Magnoliopsida; Sapindales; Anacardiaceae. The record is from RefSeq and is a predicted model, not a curated record. The coding region runs from base 148 to 1506 and encodes 452 amino acids.
UCUCCACUCACCACACAUUUCUUUAAUUCACUUUCAACCAUAAUUUAUAUCCCAAAGAUGGAAAUGAUUAUUGUACACUAACGAAAUAACCGAACUCGACUGUAUAAAUACUGGGUGGAACUUAGUCUCUCAGCUUUAGUUGCAGCCAUGGCCACUCACGCAGCUCUUGCUUCCUCAAGAAUCCCAGCCAGCACCAGGCUUCCUUCCAAGACCACUCACUCUUUCCCCACUCAAUGCUCCACCAAGAGGCUGGAAGUGGCUGAAUUCUCUGGCCUUCGAUCAAAAGCAAGUGUGACAUAUGCCAGUAAUGCCAGAGAAGGAUCAUUCUUUGAUGUUGUGGCUGCCCAACUUACUCCUAAGACUGCAGGAUCAAAUCCUGUAAGGGGAGAAACAGUGGCCAAAUUGAAGGUGGCAAUCAAUGGAUUUGGACGUAUUGGCAGGAACUUCCUCCGAUGCUGGCAUGGCAGGAAGGACUCACCACUUGAUGUUAUUGUUGUCAACGACAGUGGUGGUGUCAAGAACGCUUCACACCUUCUAAAAUAUGACUCAAUGCUGGGAACUUUCAAAGCAGAUGUGAAAAUAGUGGACAAUGAGACCAUUUCUGUUGAUGGUAAGCCCAUCAAGGUUGUCUCUAACAGGGACCCUCUCAAGCUCCCAUGGGCUGAGCUUGGCAUCGACAUUGUUAUUGAGGGAACAGGAGUUUUUGUGGAUGGCCCUGGUGCUGGGAAACACAUCCAAGCUGGUGCUAAGAAAGUAGUUAUCACUGCUCCAGCAAAAGGUGCUGACAUUCCAACCUAUGUCGUUGGUGUCAAUGAAAAGGAUUACAAUCACGAUGUUUCAAACAUUGUCAGCAAUGCUUCUUGCACCACAAACUGUCUGGCCCCUUUUGUUAAGGUCAUCGAUGAAGAAUUUGGCAUUGUUAAAGGAACAAUGACAACUACUCACUCCUACACCGGAGACCAGAGGCUCUUGGAUGCUUCACACAGGGACUUGAGGAGAGCUAGGGCUGCAGCAUUGAACAUUGUCCCAACAAGCACUGGUGCAGCCAAGGCCGUGUCUCUUGUGCUUCCUCAACUCAAGGGCAAGCUCAAUGGCAUUGCCCUCCGUGUGCCAACACCAAAUGUGUCAGUUGUUGACCUUGUUGUGAAUGUUGAGAAGAAGGGUAUAACAGCUGAAGAUGUCAAUGCGGCCUUCAGAAAGGCUGCUGAUGGUCCAUUAAAGGGCAUAUUGGAUGUGUGUGAUGUUCCUCUUGUGUCAGUGGACUUCCGAUGCUCUGAUGUUUCUUCCACCAUUGACUCUUCAUUGACCAUGGUCAUGGGAGAUGAUAUGGUCAAGGUGGUUGCAUGGUACGACAACGAAUGGGGUUACAGCCAAAGGGUUGUUGAUUUGACACAUCUGGUAGCAAGCAAAUGGCCAGGUAGUCCUGCAGCUGGAAGUGGAGACCCAUUGGAGGAUUUCUGCCUGAAAAACCCUGCGGAAGAGGAAUGCAAAGUUUAUGAAGCUUAAGCUGAUUUGCAUUCUAAUUUUUGUUUGGUUGGCGAAUGAUACAGGGCCUAAGGUUUUUCAUUGUCAAUUAUCACCAAAUGCUUACUUUGUAAAGACAACUGAGUGAGAUGAACCAGAAUUUUUAUCAAAUAA